Triticum turgidum subsp. durum (durum wheat) is the source of this 2478-nucleotide messenger RNA. NCBI's taxonomy places the organism in Eukaryota, Viridiplantae, Streptophyta, Magnoliopsida, Poales, Poaceae. The record is from the annotation of a GenBank genome assembly.
AUGCCAUGCGGAAGAGAGAGCAGAUCAGCGGCGGUGGCUGGCGUGCCCGCACGGCGGCUCCGCCCGCUGGUGCUCAUGCUCGUCCUCUUCUCCGUGAUGCCCCGCGGCGCACUCUCACGGGGCCUGGCGCUGCCACCACUGCCGGCGCCGGUGGUGCGGAACAUAACGUGCAACACCAUCCCAUAUCCAUUUGGUGCCCGAGGCAGAUCCCUCCCCGGCUUCGAGGUAAUCUGCGGCCGGAACAUGGAAGCCAUGCUGGAGAUCAACGAGAGCAGCUAUAAAAUCGACUAUGUGUCGGUGGAAGACGCCUUGGUCGUCAUCUUAGCCGGGCCCAUCAGCCAAGUCUGCUACGACCGCAACGGCAAGCAAACGCAGGCCACCGGAAUCGGCAACAUCAGCUUGGACGGGACGCCGUUCACCUUCUCCAAGCGCAAUAAGCUGGUCGCCAUUGGAUGCGACUACAGGCUAUCUGCUAACUUCAGCAACUCGAUGCCCGGUCACAGCCAGUGGCAGCCUAUCAGCUGCAACUCCUUUUGUGACGGAAGAUCCUGCCUUUCCGAUGCAGCUUGCUGCGAGGGCACCAUGCCGAUGGAUGCCGCUCAAGAGUUCACCUUGACGUUCAACAAGUUACCAGGGCAAUUCACUGGUGACGAGAACGGCACUUGCGGCGCUGCGUUCUUCUACGACCAAGAUGAGCAAGUCUUCAAGGGUGGGCAGGAUCCGCUGAAAGACCCGCUGUUGCCGGUUGGCGACCACGGGAUGAUCUUGGAUUGGGCAAUUGGCCAGGGCACGUGCGACCAGGCCUUAACCUACAACUUGAUGUCACUCUGCAACAGUCUGAGUGACUGCAUCGACGCGCCCAGGGGAGUUGGCUACCUCUGCCAGUGCAACGCAGGGUAUGACGGGAAUCCCUACACUGCAGAAGGAUGCGUAGAUAUAAACGAAUGCCGGAAUUUGGACAGCAACCCUUGCAACAUUACAGAAUUCUGCAACAACACCAAAGGAGGUUUUACUUGCUCAUGUCCCCCUUACUUGAUUGGUGACGGUUACAAGAAAGGGACGGGCUGCACUGAGGCACUCCAUCCAUCUGGUUCCCCUAUGCAACAAUCGCAAGGUUUGAACGUGUGCGCUCACCCUGAGAGGAACCCCUGCAUGUACUUGGAGUACUGCAAAGAUGGGCAGUGCUCUUGUCCUCAAGGCAUGAUUGGUGAUGGCCAUGAAAGGGGAAGUGGCUGUCAAAAAAAGCGCUUUCCUGUAGAUACUGCCUUGGGUGUUGGUCUUGCACUUGUGGUUACAAUAUCUAGCACAGCCUUGUGCUACUACUGGGGCGUGAAGAGAAGAAAGGUGAGAAGAAAGAGAUCCGAGUUAUUCCGUAAGAAUGGAGGCUUGCUGUUGCAGCAGAGAUUUUCGGCAUUCACAUCUCAAAGUAAGGACUCGUCAGCAAAGAUAUUCAGUGCGGAAGAGCUCAAGACUUCAACUAACAACUACAGUGAGACUCGAAUCCUUGGCCGAGGUGCAUAUGGCACAGUGUAUAAGGGUGUUCUUCCAGAUGAGACUCUGGUUGCUGUAAAGAAGUCUAGGGUGUUUGAUGAGAGCCAGGUGGAGCAAUUUGUCAAUGAGAUCACCAUCUUAUCACAGACCGAUCACCCGAAUGUUGUCAAGCUUUUGGGGUGCUGUCUAGAGACAGAAGUGCCUUUAUUGGUGUAUGAGUUCAUACCCAAUGGAACGCUCUUCCAGCAUAUCCAAAACAAAAGUGCACCUCUCUCCUUAACAUGGGAGGAUACCUUAAGGAUAGCUGCACAAAUAGCAGAAGCACUUGCGUAUCUGCAUUCCACAUCUUCUAUACCAAUUAUUCACAGGGAUAUCAAAUCAAGCAACAUACUGUUGGAUGAGAACUUUGUGGCUAAAAUAUCAGACUUUGGUGCAUCAAGAUCAGUUCCAUUUGAUCAAACUCAUGUAACCACCCUUAUUCAAGGUACUAUAGGGUAUCUUGAUCCGGAAUAUUUCCAAAGUGGCCAGCUCACAGAGAGGAGUGAUGUCUACAGUUUUGGAGUAGUUCUUGCAGAACUAUUGACAAGGCAGAAGCCUAUUUCUGUAGGCAGGCCAGAAGAAUCAUGCAACUUAGCCAUGCAUAUGGUGAUUGUAGUCAAUGAAGGGCGCCUACUUAAGGAGAUAGAGCCACACAUUUUGGAAGAAGCAAGUGAAGAGCAACUCUAUGCAGUUGCGCAGCUCUCUGUGAGAUGCUUAAGUAUGAAUGGACAAGAACGACCCAUUAUGAAGGAGGUUGCAUCAGUUUUAGAGGAGCUAAGAAGGUCAUUCACCAAGGAGCAAACUAUGAGAAAAACAGGUGAACCAUUUAAUGAACAAGGGAACCUUCUACGUGAAGCAAGCUCCACUUCCAGCCUGCACCAUUCAGAAGGAAUUACACAGUUGAGCAUGGAGGCUGAAAUGAAAGCUUCUUGUCAGACUCCAAGAUGA